Molecule: messenger RNA, 3428 nt
Organism: Ficedula albicollis (Collared flycatcher)
Lineage: Eukaryota; Metazoa; Chordata; Aves; Passeriformes; Muscicapidae
Gene: FAM20B
Product: family with sequence similarity 20 member B
Exons: 8
Coding region: 215-1444 (409 amino acids)
Biological process (GO): protein phosphorylation
Cellular component (GO): Golgi apparatus
Molecular function (GO): phosphotransferase activity, alcohol group as acceptor
Source: RefSeq, a predicted model, not a curated record
CAUUUCCCAGUGGAACAAGGCUCCCUACAGCAUUUCCAGCUGGCUUUAUUGAGCUGUAUGGGGUACCAAGAGAUGCUUCAGUGGUGAGACCUCUUUUACAAUGCAAGUUAGGCAUGAAAUUCAUCAACUAACAUCCCCUUCCUCACCCCGAUCUCCAACAGACUUCCUGUAACGCUUGGAAGAAAGGGUCAGGGGAGAAGGGCUGAAGGGCACCAUGAAGCUGAAGCAGCGAGUCGUGCUGCUGGCCAUCCUCCUGGUCAUCUUCAUUUUCACCAAGGUUUUCCUCAUCGACAACCUGGACACGUCGGCCGCCAACCGGGAGGACCAGCGCGCGUUCCAGCGGAUGCUGGCGGGGCUGCGCGUGGCGCUGGAGCCGCGGCUGGAGCACACGCUGCAGUCGCCCUGGGAGAUCGCCGCGCAGUGGGUGGUGCCCCGCGAGGUGUACCCCGAGGACACCCCCGAGCUGGGCGCCGUCAUGCACGCCAUGAGCACCAAGAGGAUCGUCAAAGCUGAUGUGGGCUACAAAGGGACGCAGCUGAAAGCUUUGCUGAUACUUGAAGGAGGGCAGAAGGUUGUCUUCAAGCCCAAGAGAUAUGCCAGGGAUUAUAUAGUGGAAGGAGAACCCUAUGCUGGCUAUGACAGACACAAUGCAGAAGUGGCAGCCUUUCACUUGGAUAGAAUCCUGGGUUUCCGCCGAGCCCCGCUGGUGGUUGGCAGGUUUGUGAAUCUGCGCACAGAGAUCAAGCCAGUGGCCACGGAGCAGCUCCUGGGCACCUUCAUGACUGUGGGCAAUAAUACUUGCUUCUAUGGGAAGUGCUACUAUUGUCGGGAAACAGAGCCAGCCUGUGCAGAUGGGGACAUCAUGGAGGGCUCAGUGACCCUGUGGCUGCCGGACGUUUGGCCCCUGCAGAAACACCGGCACCCCUGGGGCAGGACUUACCGGGAGGGCAAACUUGCCAGGUGGGAGUACGACGAGAGCUACUGCGACGCCGUGAAGAAGACGUCGCCGUACGACUCGGGGCCGCGGCUGCUGGACAUCAUCGACACGGCCAUCUUCGACUACCUGAUCGGCAACGCCGACCGGCACCACUACGAGAGCUUCCAGGACGACGAGGGGGCCAGCAUGCUCAUCCUGCUGGACAAUGCCAAAAGCUUUGGAAACCCUGCCCUGGAUGAAAGAAGCAUCUUGGCUCCUCUCUAUCAGUGCUGCAUCAUCCGAGUUUCUACCUGGAACAGGCUGAAUUACCUGAAGAAUGGAGUCCUGAAGUCUGCCUUAAAAACUGCCAUGUCGCAUGACCCCAUCUCACCUGUGCUCUCUGACCCUCACCUGGACGCCCUGGACCAGCGGCUCCUCAGCAUCCUGGCUACAGUGAAGCAGUGCACAGACCAGUUUGGGCCAGAUGUUGUGCUGGUGGAAGACAGGAUGACUCUGUCUCACUUGUAAUCGUUGAGGAAUACGAGAUGAAACUCCUUUUUUAAAAAAACAAAAAAGCGAUAGAAAAACAGCACAAUCAGUUCAGAAAGGCUGUGGCCAAGAUGGACUGACAUGAACAGGAAAGCUCCUGAGCCAGAGGAAGGGAGGUGACACUGGCUUUUUCCUUGGGCUGGCAGCAGUGGGGGGUGGGAAGGGGGCCUGGGAUGGCUCAGCCCCCGUGGUGGCACUGCGGCCACUGUGGCGUGUCCAUUGCCGGCAGUGGGCGUCACGCUGGAUAAAAAUGGCUCUGGGUGCUGGUGCAGUGUGUGGGAUACAGAAAUCCUGGAUCUGGAGGGGACAGACAUGAACAGUUCAGUCCUCUGCCCUUGUCUUCCCCCUGUACUCUGGCAAGUUUGAUUCAGGAUUGUACACAAUCAGCUCUGAGCUGGUUGGGCAUUUUACUGCUUCUCUAGAGAACGAGCAGGGGGCAAAUAAAAUAACUAUUAGACUGAAGAGUUGUGCCACCCCCCCACCCAGGGUGGGAGAGGGGAACCUCUGCUGCUCACUUGGCUUUUCCUUGAUAAAAGGCUGGGAAAGGGGGUUGCCUCAUAUGUGAUAAUGCUUCACUGAUUUUGCUGAAGUCCUAUCAAAGGUUUAUCCACAGGGUCAGAGAUUUAGGAGAGAACAGGGUGGUUAUACAGCACUUGAUAAUUAAGGAGCUAUAGUAAGAUUUCCAUGUUUCCUUGUUUUUCAAGGAGUCUGGUAAGAUCUGAGUAGAGAAAAUAUCCUUGCAGUCCUGUGUGCAUUAUAACCAAAUUUUCAUUCUCUCGUGGCUGAGGAGGACAGAAUCUGUCCUUGGAAGCAGUUCUGGGUGGCGAGGUUGGGCUGUGUUACUGUCAGCCCUGAGUGCUGUGGAGCCUCUGGGCAUGUGGGACCGGGGGAAGAGGUGUUUGCUGGACUCACCCAGUCACCAGCAGUGACCUGAGGUGUGCAGACAACCCCAAGCUGUGGUUUCAGCACUGCUGGUCUUGGAACACCAGUGCUGGGGUCCCACGUUCACCUGGUUUGGCUGUGGCUGAGCUCAGCAGCUGUGACCACUUCCAGGAGGUUUUCAUUUCCUGCCUUCCCCAGCUGCUUUCUGCAACCCCCUGCCUGGGGUGAUCAUCCUGAAGUCCUCACUAAUGGUUUUGCCAUAGACAGAGAAAAGUUGGCUUUUCAGGGCAGGCUUGCAGCAUUCAUCUUGUGCUAGUCCUGCUGUCCUUCAGCACUGCAGCUUGUGCUGCCCAUGAGUUUGUGUCAUAAAACUUGGGACACGUCUCCGUUUGUGUCUCCAGAAGAGAAGCAACUUCAUCACUAUUUCCAAAUUGAACAGCUUUGCAUCAAUGUUCAGCCAACAUGGUCCUUCUUGUAAGGAAAGAGCUUCCUUCCCCAGGUGAUUGCAGGUUACUGGACUUGAGAGCAAGAGUACCAAAACGUCAGUUUGAGCCCUUUUCCCCGAUUUUCCUGUCAGGUUUUCUCUAACUGCAAUGUGGCAAGCAAGUAAAGAGCUGUUUCCUGUCCUUGCACCUUGGCCACACCUGAUCCAGGAGAUGUCAGGAGAGAGUUUAUCUGAAAAAUGCAGGUAUCAGUUUAUUUUGUUGAAGUCUUUUUCUCAUCCCAUGAGCAGAGUUUCUUGAAAGUAGAAUGUGACUGUUUACCUGAGAUUGUGGCCAAGUCCAGAAGGGAGCAAGAAUAACGUCAGAUUCAAUCACAGAUGUGCCCCAGAGCAGUGAGAUGCUGGGAUGGGAUCUGGAGUUCAUAGUCGGUAUGGUGACACACAGCCAGCUUUGAGAACACUUUGGAGCUUGUGCUUCUAUCACCUGAUGGCAGAACAUGCUGUAGAAGCUGUGGGUGGUGCCUGUGGGGCACGAGCAAGUGCUGAUUUAAACUGUUUCCCAGGAAAUUUCAGAUGAUUUGCCCAAAGAGAAGAUGGUGAAGCACAUGGUUCACGGCUUGUAGCGUUUCUAAAAGCAUA